AGCCUCGAUCGACGAUCGUUUGCCACAAUUUAAACUUUCGACAAAGUUGGAGUUUUCAAAACUUGAUGUUAUAACCCAUUUGACAUAUCUACAAAUUAGAGGGGUCGAAACAUAAAUAAAGAACGUUGAGUUUUAAACAAAAAAACUUAAAAUUAUUGAGUCAUCAGUCAUAUCACUUGCACUCUUCUCCAACUGCAGAUGCACACCACCGCCAACUCCAGCAAUCCGACCGGGAAGCUCGAUGCCGGAAAAAUUUUCCGGCUCGGGCAGCGGGUCCACUUCACCGGGCAGCCGAGAAGAGUCGGAACGGUCGGGUACGUGGGGGCCGUGGAGGGUUACGGCGGUGAUUGGGUCGGAGUCGAUUGGGACGCCGACGGAGAAGGCAAGCACGACGGAUCCCACAAUGGCGUCAGAUACUUCACGGCGAGAGGCCCCGAUACGGCGUCGUUCGUGCGGUCGCACAAUCUCAGCUCCGGCGUGUCGCUCUUGGAAGCACUCCAAACUCGCUAUCGAGCUCAAACGACUAAAGAGGAACUAGAUGAGAUGUAUGUCCUUUCUGCUAGAAACAAAAAGGUAUCCAUUGAGCUUCUGGGGAAACACAAAAUUGAAGAUAAAUUCAGUCGGUUUGAGGAGUUGACUAGUGCAUCAUUGUCUUAUUUGGGGGUCAGUUUUCCUGGAUCCCCAGACCAUAUCAGUUCGACAUUACCUAAUCUGAAAGAGCUCGACUUGACUGGAAACCUACUUGCUGAUUGGAAUGAUAUCAGCAUCAUCUGUGAAGGAUUGCCGGCUCUAACAGCUCUUAAUCUAUCCAAUAAUUCCAUGUCACAUGCUAUACUUAGCACGCCCCGACUAAGCAAUAUUCGAAUUUUAGUCUUGAACCAAACUGGAGUAGUUUGGGAUCAGAUGGAAGCUCUUAAGGAUGCACUCCCACACAUGGAAGAGCUACAUCUCAUGGGAAAUAAAUUAAGAGAAAUAACGCCAGUGUCUUCAGCUUUUGUUCAAGGAUUUGAUACCCUGCGACUGCUUAACCUUGAUAACAACUGUAUAUCAGCAUGGGAUGAGAUCGUAAAACUCUCCCUGUUACACAGCCUGGAGCAGCUUUUUCUGAACAACAAUAAUCUAAAUCGUAUCUCAUACCCGGAGUGUGGUAAAUUGGAUAAACCAUGCAAUGAAUUUGGCAAUGGGUCUCAAGAGAGGAGUAUUAGACCUUUCAAGAGUUUGUGUAGCCUUUAUCUUGGGGGCAACAACAUUGAAGACCUGGAAUCUGUUGAUUCACUUAACUCUUUCCCUAACUUGAUGGAUAUUAGGCUAUCCGGUAAUCCAGUUGCAGAUGUAGGGAAAGGUGGAGUGGCUAGAUUUGUCGUUAUUGCUCGUAUAGCAAAAAUGGAAUUGCUUAAUGGAAGUGAGGUUGGUCCUAGAGAACGAAAGGACUCUGAAAUUCGGUAUGUUCGCUUGGUCAUGUCAAAGUGUAAUGCUGACCCAGAAGAUAUUAGGAGACUCCAUCCCAGGUUUCAUGAGCUUAAAAAGAUCCAUGGACUUGAUGAUGAAAGACCAACAACUGGGGCAUCGGGCCCUCAAAAGAUGGCUUCUGGAUUGAUUUCUAUUACCUUGAAAUGUGUUGGAGCAUCGAUGGGCGAGAAGCCCCCUCUGGUUAAAAAGUUGCCUGCUACCACAACGGUGGGAAAGCUGAAGAACUUAUGCGAGAGUUUCUUCAAGUUAAAAUCCGUCAAGCCUAUACUGUUUCUCAAAGAAGAGGGUUCACCCUUGCCUAUAUUGCUUGAAGAUGAUAUGGCAACCCUUGUCGAGCUUGGGGUUGGCAACGAAUCCACCAUUCUUGUAGACGAGCUGUCUUGAUGUUCACUGGUGUGAAGGAUUGCCAACCCAUACUCAAAAUCGAGAAAACGGUGGCUUCCUCAAAUCAUCUUUUGAGUCUGCACUUAGCACUGCCAACUGUGUUUUGGGAUCAAGAGUUCUUUUUGGGAGGAUGAGACUCCACAAGUGAAAUUUCUGUUCAACGUGCAUCUCUCUAUAACCCUUCAAAUACUUCUGCUCAGUUUAUCUUAUUAGUGUCUAUUUUUUGCAUGCAAUUCCAACAAUCUUGUGUUAUAUGCCUUGAGUGCUAAUGCGAUCCUUAUUGUUUGGGUUU
Messenger RNA from Salvia miltiorrhiza (redroot sage), 2146 nucleotides. Its product is annotated as tubulin-folding cofactor E. The record is from RefSeq and is a predicted model, not a curated record. Bases 199 to 1854 code for a protein of 551 amino acids. Gene Ontology annotation, molecular function: protein binding. Lineage: Eukaryota; Viridiplantae; Streptophyta; Magnoliopsida; Lamiales; Lamiaceae. The transcript has 15 exons.